Branchiostoma belcheri (Belcher's lancelet) is the source of this 4220-nucleotide messenger RNA. RefSeq lists its product as uncharacterized. Gene Ontology annotation, molecular function: ubiquitin-protein transferase activity. The record is from RefSeq and is a predicted model, not a curated record. Gene Ontology annotation, cellular component: cytoplasm. The transcript is spliced from 21 exons. NCBI's taxonomy places the organism in Eukaryota, Metazoa, Chordata, Leptocardii, Amphioxiformes, Branchiostomatidae. Gene Ontology annotation, biological process: protein ubiquitination. The coding region runs from base 15 to 3098 and encodes 1027 amino acids.
ACCGCCUAACCAAGAUGGGGAACGCUCUGGACGCAGAACUCGGGCGGCUGGCACAAGUCGGCGUGAGUCUUGGUCGCUACACCAAAGGAGACAAGGUCAAAGUUGAACAUGACCUGAUGACCUUACAGCUGCUCCAGAGAGGUCAUGGCGGCUUCACCUUACCGAUGUUGGAGUGCAUAACGACAGAAGGAUCUGUGGAAGGAGUGGAUCAAGAUGGUGACAUCGUCGUUCGGUAUCCUAGCGGAAACAGAUUCUGUCUGAACCCUGACGCCCUGACCAAAGUAGGCGGGGACGACAGCUCCGCCCUCCGUACAGGAGACUGGGUCCGGGUCAGCGAGGAUCACGGGAAGGUGCAGCGGCAGCAGGUCGGACAUGGCGGCUGGAACAACGACAUGGCGUCGAGCCUUGGAAAGGUUGGGCGGAUCGUGCACGUGUUUCCUGACCGGGACGUGAAGGUGGACGUGGGCGGCAGGAUGUGGUGCUUCAACCCGGCCAGUCUGACGAAGGUGUCCGCUCCCGGAGAGGGCGGGAACAGACUGAGUGUGGGAGACCUGGUGAAGAUAGACGGUAAUGGACUACGUGUCAGAGCCAUGCAGGAGGGACAUGGUGGCUGGGUUCCUGCAAUGUCAGCUACCUUAGGCCAGGUUGGGCGAGUGGUAUCGGUUGGUGCAACUCGCGUGAAGGUGGAGGUUCCAGGAAAAGGUGGUUGGACGUACAACCCCGACGUGCUGACGAAGGUUGAGAAGCCCAGCAGUGGAAGUGGCAGCAAUGCCAGUAACAGUAGUAGUAGCGGCAGUAGCAGCGGCAGUAGUGGGUCAGCAGAGAUCAGUGUUGGAGACCUGGUCCGUGUCAGUAAUGACGCAGCACGGGUAAGGCUGCUUCAGCGGGGACAUGGCGGCUGGAACGACAAAAUGAGAGAGGCCUUGGGUAAAGUUGGGCGUGUGGUGAAAGUUGAUUCGGAUAACGACAUGACCGUCCACAUAGACGGCACGGACUGGCUCUUCAACCCCAACUCACUGACCAAAGUCUCAUCAGGAGGGGGUUCACAGGCCGCGGCUAAACCAUCGACUGCCGGGAAAUCCUCCAUGUGUGCUAAGGGAACGCACCAGUGGAACAAGGACAAGUGUAAGGUGUGCAGAUUCUGUAAGAAGUGCACCGGGUUCGGAGCCAAGUGCGUUCAUGAAGGAAAACUGCUGCGAUUCCCUGGAGGUCCGUGCGGCUGUGGUGCAGGUGACGCCGGGUGUGAGCGGUGCGGCUGCUGCCGUGCGUGUGCCGGGGAGGACGACAGUAGCGACAGUGACGAGGACAUCAGCGGACUGAUGAGGCACCUCGCCGCCGGUCGGGAUCAACUUACUGUGCUGGACCUGCUCAAAGCCGCACUUGAAAGGAGUGAGGAGGGGUCCGGAGCAGGUACUCCCCGGGCCGUGAAGACGCUCUCACCCGAGGAACGUCGAGAGAAACUGUACGAGCUGCUGCCCAAGAUGAGCAAGGCCAUCGACAUGGUCAAGUCAAAAAGGGAUGGAGGAUCCAUCUCAACCGUCAAAGACACGCUGGAGGAAGCUCUGGACGGCCCCUACAAGAUGUUCCCUAAAAAGGCAGAACGUAAGAUCAUGGGGGACCACCUGGCUAACAUCGGGGGUGCUCGUGCCCUGACGGACUACCUGAAGUUCCUGAUGAAUGGCAAACACACCGAGGAACAGGUGCAACUGAAAUGCCUGCAUGUGGUGCGGAGUCUGUUGUGGAACUUCUCGGAUGCCAGUUUUGAGUUCUGCCGUGAACUCGGCAAGUCAGGCCUCCUCACGAUUGUUGCCCAGGAUCUGGCUAACUUCGACGGAGCCGAUCUCAAACAUGAGGUGAUCAACCUAAUGGUCCUGUCUGCCAUUGCCGUGAUGCACAACUGUGCCAAGGUACCAGAGAACCGUCACUUCCUCCAGGACGUCAAAGCAGUCGACCGCAUCAGGCCGUAUCUGCAAGUCGAAGAUAUUAACCUAAAGGUCCCAGCCGUCUUGACCCUGGCGUACAUUGUGGAAGACAGAAACAGCAGUCUGAUCGAGGUUGACGACAGCGUGGCGGAUUACAUCAUCAGGACCAUGAACAAGGCACUCAGUUCCUCUGACAUGAGGGCCGACGGUUACUCAGUGAUGGAGCUGGCUAUGGCCCUGGGCGCGCUGGCUCGGAAUGACGCUAACAAAGAACUGCUCACUAAGAAAGGAGCCCUGAAACUGCUGAUUGCCUUGGCACAGGAUGGUGACAGCACUGAUAAAGAACAGGCUGCGAAGGCGCUGCAGGCGUUCCUUCACGACCCUGACAUCAAAGCUCAGGUAAAGAAGGACCCAGCCGCCGUGUCCAUCCUGAACCAGCUGAAGGAACAUGACGAUCACGCUGUCAAAAAAGCGGCUACAGAUGUCAUGCAGACACUGCAGAAAAGCACUGCAGGUGAUUGCCCGUACAUGCAAAAGUGCAUGAAGUUCAAGACUUCUUUGAAGUUAAAAGACGGUUUUUUCGACGAUCGGUUUAACAUGUGUUACUGCCGUAACUGUCACGUGUCCCGCGGGGACCAGGACUACUACAAACGCGGUGUUCCACAGAAGGACUACGGACUGCCGGUUGGAUGGUGCCGCUUCUCACUCAAGGUCCCUCCUAGAGCCACAGCACUUGAAGUGUUCCAAAAAUGGCAUGUGGCGUUCCAUGGAACGACUGUCGGCGCUCUGGAGAGUAUCCUCAACACCGGGGACCUCAUCAAAGCCGGUGACAAGACCAUGGAGGGCAGCACGUUGUCUGAGCGGGACGGUCACUACAAGGACAGCUGGAAGCCGGCGGGUUUUGACACAAAACAAGUCUUCGUCUCUCCCAGCAUUCACUACGCAGGACUGCCCGCCUAUGCAAAGACUAGCAGCUUUAGACACCGUGACAAGACCUAUGAAGCUAAAGUGGCCCUACAACUCUACAUCAAGCCGGGCAGCUACAAAGUCGGCGCCUCAACGGUCGCGCGGAAGAACUUAGACAAGAGGUUCAGCGACAGCGAGAUCGAGUGGUCCACGGACAGACAUGGAGUCAUCAUUGUCUACGGACUGCUGGUGAAACUGGAGGAGAAGUAGACAGAGAUAGUUAUCUGUGUUUGAAGUCAUCCAAUGCAAUUUUAGGACGGCAAACUGGAUUUUCAAAGUCUGUUUUCUGGUCACUCUUUAAAAAAGAUCUUGCUAACCUACAGCGUACUGAUACGAAAAUAAUAACGAUAAAGUUGCUGACUAAAAACGUUUUUUUUUUUUACAAAAAAAAAAAAAACUCACGGUGGUGAUUUGGGCCUUUUAUAUAAUCGCUACAAAUAUAUAAUGAUGACGACAAUAUGUUAAAAAAAAAUUCGGUAGAUAUCGUCAUUACACAAAUUCCCCGAUCCCAGGAUCCCGAAUAUCGCUUGUUUUGCCACCUUGUAAUUGGAUGUCUGUAAAUAUAGCUAAAAAAUGUUGAAAAUAGAGGCUUGGGCCAGAAGAACUCAUUACUUUAAUUUAGUUUCAAAAGCUUUCAAAAAGCAUUUAGCAUCUUUCUUUUCUUUAAAAAGUGGGCUGAUGACCUUGUAAUUAAAGGUCACUCAGGUCACGUAAAUGUACAAGAUUGUAGUAGAUGGGGAUGGGGGCGUUGGUGGCCUAGAUAAUAUUACCAAAGGUUUGGUAGGUAUUAUCGGUGUUUUGUAUCGUAGCUUUCUGCAUUUAUGUUAGUAAUGCCUUGUUCCUAUACUAUGAUGUCUAAACAUUCUUUUGAUUGACCAUCACAAGAACAUUUUUGGUCUGAUACAUUUGCCUAGGCCAGCCCUAUUUUUGGCAAUAUUUUCGACGUAAAUAGCUUAAAAGAUCUAAGAAAGGCUGGCCAUUAACGGAAGUCAUUUAGGCUACAUAAAGGUGAUUGUCCACUUGUAUUGGUAGUCGAAAUUAAGAUAUGUUAAAUAAGUGUGUUGGGAUAGACGUUAAGCUAAGAAUGUGGUAAGCAUAAGAAUAACAUAGACUACUUUUAGAGCUAUUUUCAUAAUACUCACAUAGAAAGCUGUAAGGUAUGAAACUGAGAUAAGAAAUAAAUGAAAGGAUGAUAAUAGAAUUAAAUUAAAUCUUAUAUCUAAUAUGUGUUAGUGACUGUCAUAUAAUCAAGUCAAGUAUUAUCAUGGUGUAAAUGAAUAUUCAUGCAGAUUGCUUCACCAUAACUGGCAUGUAUGUGCAUAUCGACUCAUU